Messenger RNA from Cuscuta epithymum, 1271 nucleotides. The record is from the annotation of a GenBank genome assembly. Lineage: Eukaryota; Viridiplantae; Streptophyta; Magnoliopsida; Solanales; Convolvulaceae.
CGUCGGAAAUCCAGCUUUCAUAAAACUAGUAGUCAUGUUCAAGUUCGUCCGUAUUAUCUUUGCUUACGACUCCUUAGAAAGAGAAGGAAAGAGAGAGAGAUUCUUUUACAAUGCAGCAACAGAGGACAGUACGUGUUGGAAAUGUAUCAGAUCUAGCUACCGAGAGGGAAAUCCGAGAGUUCUUCUCCUUCUCCGGCGCCAUUGAACACAUUGAGAUUCGACGGGAGCAAGAUGAAUCUAGGACUGCUUAUGUUACCUUUAAAGAUACGAAAGCUAUUGAAAUCGCUCUUUUGUUAUCGGGAGCAACAAUAGUGGACCAGAUAGUGACCAUAACUCUGGCAGAGAACUAUGUCCCAAAAUCUGAAGUUCAGGAGUUUAGGAUAGUUGUUGACGACGAUAUAAGCACCUCGGGGGGGAAUAACUCACUGUUUGCUGAGGACAAAUUUACUUCAUCUAGCCAGGCCAGGGUAAAUGGCAGGGUAUAUGUAAGUAAAGCACAAGAUGUUGUCUCCAGUGUGCUGGCAAAAGGAUCAGCUAUAGGACAAGAUGCUAUGACUAAAGCCAAGGCAUUUGAUGAAAAGCAUCGGUUAACCGCCACUGCUUCUGCUAAAGUCAGUUCAUUUGAUCAAAGAGUUGGGUUGUCUGAGAAACUGACAGUAGGAAUUUCUGUGGUGAAUCAGAAAGUCAAAUCUGUGGAUGAAAAGCUUCAAGUUUCUGAUAAAACGAUGGCUGCACUUUUUGCAGCUGAACGUAAAAUAAAUGAUACUGGAUCAGCAGUAAAAUCAAGCAGGUAUGUAACUGCUGGAGCUGCAUGGCUGAAUGGUGCUUUUAGUAGGGUAGCGAAGGCGGGCCAGGCGGCUAGUACUAAAACUCGAGAAAAGUGGAAUUCGACAUUCUCAAAUAUGACGGAAAAGGAUUCGCCUAUGGUUGUAUAGACUCAAAUUACAUCAACAUUGCCAAGUUGGCAAAGGCGACUUUUUCUCAAUGCUCUGUUACCAACUACCAAGUGCUUGUUUUACUGAUGCGGGCGUCACCGACCUCUACACAUAUAUUCAAUUCUUUUUGCAGUGUGUAUUAUUCUUUUUCAUUUUUUUCCCUUCAAAUUUAUCGAUUUAUCAAAUUUCGCUUUAUAGGCCUUUGUAUGUUUGCAACUUGCAAGUAUGAUUGGGUUCUUGUAUCAUAGACUCGUCAAUUCAUGUAGGAUCCUGUUAAUCACGACCUUUACGACCAUGGUUAAAUAUUAAUGAUGGAUCGGAUGAGAUAACGUACUC